Papaver somniferum (opium poppy) is the source of this 1929-nucleotide messenger RNA. RefSeq lists its product as uncharacterized. The record is from RefSeq and is a predicted model, not a curated record. Lineage: Eukaryota; Viridiplantae; Streptophyta; Magnoliopsida; Ranunculales; Papaveraceae. The transcript has 11 exons. Gene Ontology annotation, biological process: protein phosphorylation. Gene Ontology annotation, molecular function: ATP binding; protein kinase activity. The coding region runs from base 124 to 1569 and encodes 481 amino acids.
AAUCCUUUUUGAUUUCUUCGCCACAAAAAAGUAGAAACUCAUUUUGAACUCAAAACAUAUCCCAAAAAAAAAAAAAAUUAACUUUGACGAAUUGGAUUAAAAAUUGAAGACUUCCCUGCAAAGAUGCCACCUUUUCCUCAAUUUGAGGAUUUGGGUGAAAAACUCACUAAUCGUUUCCGACCAUGGCAAAGGUCUUUUCAAUUUUGGACGAGGGCUGCUGAUAUCUAUACUGGUUAUAAGGUUUUUCAAGUUAGAAUGAAUUUUGUGAAAGAUGUUAACAAACAAGAGGCAAUGUGGGAAAGACAACAUGAACUUGCUGCUGAUAAGAUCUACUCGAUGUGUUCUGAACUUGGUGGGUUUUUUCUCAAGGUUGCUCAAAUCGUGGGGAAGCCGGAUUUGGCACCGGCAGCAUGGGUGAAAAGGCUAGUCACAUUGUGUGAUAAAGCUCCCGGGACACCGUUUGAAACAGUUAGGCUUGUGCUUGAGAAAGAGUUAGGUCAAACUGUUGAUGAACUUUUCGAGAGAUUUGAUGUGGAGCCACUUGGAUCUGCUUCAAUUGCACAGGUCCACCGCGCAAGAUUAAGAGGUACUAAGGGUGAUGUUGCUGUUAAGGUGCAGCAUGCUGGAGUUCAGGAUCUAAUGAUGACAGAUAUCCACAACUUACAAGCAUUUGCUUGUUAUUUGCAAAAGACAGAUAUCCGAUUCGACCUUUUCUCUAUAACCAAAGAAAUGGAGAAACAGAUUGGGUAUGAGUUUGACUUUGUAAGAGAGGCUGAAGCUAUGGAGGCAAUCCGACAUUUUCUGCGAGUGAACAACAAAAAGCCUCCUGUUCAGGUGCCACGAGUGAUGCGGGAGAUGGUGACUAGGAAGGUUUUAAUUAUGGAGUUUAUAGAUGGAAUCCCAAUCCUGAAUCUUGGCGAUGAGAUAGCUAAAAGAGGCAUUGAUCCUGGCGGUAAGAUUGCAGCGAUGGCAAAGCAGAACAUCCUUCAGAGUUUGACUCUAGCAUAUGGUCAGAUGAUUCUGAAGAGUGGGUUCUUUCAUGCAGACCCUCAUCCUGGAAAUAUCAUGAUCUGUAAAGGAUCAGAGGUUGCCUUAUUAGAUUAUGGGCAAGUUAAGGAUCUCCCAGAUGACUUAAGACUUGGAUAUGCGAAUCUAGUUCUGGCGAUUGCCGAUAAUGACUCUAUAAGGGCAUCUCAAAGCUAUAAGGAGCUUGGUAUAGGAACCUUGGUCAAAUGUGAGAAUGAAGAAAAAGAAAUGCUUAAAUUGGCUCAGACAAUGUUCGACACAAAAUUACCCCCUGGGAUGACGAUGCUGCAACCAUUUUCAGACGAAUCUUCCAACAAAAAAAUUGCUGUCCAGGCUUUCCCGGAGGAGCUGUUUUCUGUUCUCCGCACUGUGCAUCUGCUGAGAGGACUCAGUGUCGGCAUGAGCAUCAACUACUCGUGUGCAGAACAGUGGAGACCCAUCGCAGAAGAAGCCUUGUUUGCAGCCGGGAGAAUAAAUAUGAAUGAUCUCAAGGCAAAAGGACAUAAAGGCGGCUUCUUUAGAGGAAUAUUCAGGAGAGGUUGAGGUUUGCUGCUUCUUUUCAUUCAUGCCGUCAAUGAUUAGAUAAUUGGAACCUAAAUGAUGCGGGUCUUCGAAGAAACAAAAAGGAUCCUUCUAGCUGUACAAUUCUUUGCUUUCUUUAUCCUAGCCAACAUGAUCAAGCCUUUUAGCUGUACAAUUUUUUGCUCUCUUUAUCCUACAGAUUUUUUGUUGGGGUUGCAUUUAUUCAUGUGUGGCAUGAACCAGUUUGAGAUUGAUAAGAAAUUCUAGAUUUAUCAUCAUGCAAGGUGCAACUCAAUUGCGAACUUAAUUGAGUUAGUGUAGCCUAUGCAGUUGGUUACUAUUUUGUAUGAUCUUACCAAAGAUCACUAAGUUUCCCCUAUU